GAGAAUACAUCAGUUUGGGGCUUUCUUUAGAGUUUUUUGUGAAAAAUUGCGGUGUGGAUUAUUCACACUAUCGACAGAAACACCUGGUGUAUUUAAUUUUCAUCAAAACUACACAGCGACCUAACGACUUGAAUGUAAUAAUCUCGACCGUACGGUCCAGGUCCUCUAUUUGCUGAUCCGGAUCAAUAUGUCCUGCUGUCUGCAGGAGUUCUGUCGGGUCCAAGAGCUCAAAGCGGUCCGGGAGUUCUUGUUUCAUAACCAGCAACCCGCAGGCUCAGAUGAUAAAAACCAAACAGAGAAUGAACUAAGCUGGGACGAUUCAGACUGGGGCUCUUGGGAGAACCCAGACGCCAAAGAAGAUGGAACCACGGUUGAGGAUGAGAAUCAGACACAAGGGGCUCCCUGGCUGCAGGAUUGUGUGUUGUCUCUCUCUCCCUGCUCUGAUCUGCUGGUUGUUGCUUAUGAGCAUAAAGCUGCCUUCCUCUCAGCUAAGUGGCGGACGGAUGACUCAGGGCGGGAGGAGAUGACACUGGCUGUUUCCUGGAGUGGAACCCUUAGCACAGAGGAAGGGGAAUGUGUUAGCAGUGUCAUCUGUAUACCACUGGCCAGCCAGAAACGGAGCUCCACUGGUCGACCAGACUGGACUUGCAUAGUAGUUGGCUUCACGUCGGGAUAUGUACGCUUUUACACAGAGAAUGGCGUUCUUCUCUUAGCCCAGCUCCUAAACGAAGACCCUGUCCUCAGACUGAAGUGUCGCACCUAUGAAAUCCCUCGUCACCCUGGCAUCACUGAACAGCAUGAGGAGUUAAGCAUUCUUUAUCCAACUGCACUGGUUACCAUUGAUGGCUUCAGCCUUUUCCAGUCACUACGAGCCUGUCGAAACCAAGUUGCCAGAGCUGCAGCAGCAGGCAGUGAUGUGGUACAGCCUCCUCCUCUGGCCUAUAAGAAGUGGGGUCUGCAGGACAUGGACACCAUUGUAGACCACAGCAGCGUGGGUAUAAUGACUCUAUGUGUGUUUGAUCAGAUGAAGAAUGCCUCUAUUCUGGGGGGUUUCCAUGCAUCAGUCAAAGGCAGCCCCCCUGCUAUGAGCCAGUAUAUAACAGUGGGGGGUGGUCCCUUCACCGGUUUUUACUAUGCUAUAGAGGGAAGCUCUCAGCCUCUCCUCUCCCAUGUAGCUCUAGCAGUUGCCAGUAAACUCACUUCAGCUCUCUUCAGUGCUGCCAGUGGUUGGCUGGGAUGGAAGAAUAAGAAUGAGGAGGAACCAGUCCAAAAACAGAAGCCGAAGGUGGAGCCGGCCACACCUCUAGCUGUGAGGUUCGGCCUGCCAGAUUCCCGUCGCCAUGGUGAAUCCAUUUGUCUGUCGCCAUGCAACACACUAGCCGGAGUAACCGAUGACUUUGGUCGGGUCACCUUGCUGGACGUAGCCCGGGGAAUUGCCAUUCGCAUGUGGAAGGGUUACCGUGAUGCUCAGCUGGGUUGGGUGCAGGUAUCAGAGGCCCGUGGGGAGAGAGAGCUGGCCACCUCUCCCUCUAUGCCCCGCAGACAUGCCCAGUUCCUGGUCAUCUACGCCCCUCGCAGGGGCAUCCUGGAAGUGUGGGGCACACAACAGGGCCCCAGAGUGGGAGCGUUCACCGUGGGCAAACACUGCAGAUUGUUGUAUCCAGGUUACAGGUUAAUGGGGGUGAACAGCGUGACCAGUCAGGGUUGGCAGUUACACACACAACAGGUGUGUCUCCUAGACCCUGUCAGCGGAAUCCUGCGUACCAUCACCAUCCCCUUCCACCUCGCACUCAGUGAUAAGAAGAGUGAGCGAGCUAAGGACAUGCACCUUCUCAAGAAACUCACCACACUGCUGAGGAGCAGGGAGGUAGAACCAGAUCUUCUUGAAAGUGAGGCUCAGAAUGUGCUUCUGGACAUAAAGCACCCUGCCAUAAAGAAACAGGCAUUGGAAUCUCUCCUGUCCAAUAAGAAUGCCCCAGUCUCGUGUUUAAUCAACAUUACCCGCACCAUGUUGGCCAGCUUGAAGGAACAAGAUCCAGAGGCAGUGGAUGAAGCUCUGUUGCAGUUGUGUUCCUCUCAGCUCAGACUGCUGCAACUGUACACAGAUGUCCAGAAGCUGCACUCACCUGAUUCUUCUCCAUCAGAGAAUUUUAGUCCAUCUCUUGAGAUUGACGAGGACCUCACACGGAUUGGGCCAAUCCUGCAGCGUUACACUGAGAACAUGUCCCGCCCUUCUGUCUCAUUUGCCCAGGACCCUGAGGGUCCUCUCCCUGUCCGCCUCUUCCUCUCUCACCUAGAGUGUGAGGGGAAGGAGGUGCGGGUGGUCCGCGGACCAGACAGUGACUGGACCCAGCUAGGGAGUUUCCUGUUCUGGGGUUGUCUGUCUGGACAGAGCUCUCUGAAGACUGUGUGUGACACUCUGCAGCAGAGCGGCAUCGGACCGCAGCAGCUUCUGUCUCUGCUGUUGAGUGUGUGGCUGAACAAGGAGAAGGAGGUGCUGAAGAUUCCAGAGGCCAUUAGGAACCUACAUACACUUCUUGUCACACUCAGCUCUAUGAAAGGGGCAGUGGAUGAGUCAUGGGAUUUACAGUGCGUCUCCCCCUGGUGGCAGCAGGUUCGCACUGCAUGUGUUCAGUCUGAGAGUGCUGGUGCUGCUCUACUGGCUGCUCUGGUGGCUCACCAUGCUGCCAAGAGCUCCAUCAGCAGUUUGGCAGAGACUAAGGUAUGGAGCUUACUUGUAUGUCUGUGUGUGCACAUUAAUUCUGGUGACUGGGAGUGUGUUUCAUUGGAGCUGGAGCAGUGGGUGGUGUGUGUGAGGCAGCUGGAGGAUGUUUUGGCUUUGCAGACACUGCUGAGCCUGCCAUCCCCUCAGGGCUCACCAGGGGGCGCUGUCCCUCGCUGUUCUGUUAAAAGCCUGCUGGAGAGCGGCAGAGGCGGCAUAGCUGACAGUGUGGCCAAGUUGAUAUUCAGACAGAGUGUAUCACCUGACCAGCUGAAAGAGAUUUUACAGCAGACCACACAAACAGAGAGUUUGGACCAGCCUAAAGAGCCAAGCUCAGAACAGAGAGAGACCAGAGCAAACCUUGACAAACUGGAAGAGCUGCUGGUGUCUGUGUGCCAGCGUUUCCAGAACUCCCUUGCUCCUGAUGUGUUGUUUGCACACUGCUCCUGGGAGUAUGUAGUACAGUGGAACAAAGACCCUGAGGAGGCUCAGCACUUGGCAUGGGCAGUGGAGCAUCUGAAACUGAUUUCUAGUCCUCAUAUCCAGUUAGGUAUAUCAACUAUGAUGUGGAACACUUUCAUUGUGAAACGCUUUUCCGCUGCGGCUUUCUUGAUGGAAAAGGUGGGAAAGGCACCAAAGGACAGACUAUGCAGACGUGAUGUAGGAAUGGGUGACGGUGCGAUGACCUCUUUCCUGGGCUCCUGUGUGCAGUUGUUGCAGGUUCUAAUAGAGGCGGACUCGGGGGUGGAGGAGGUGUCAGCUCCGGAGGUGUGUGUGGAGGAGGUGUGGGGGGCUGCAGAGGGCCCAACGUCCAUAGCUGAGUUGGCUCUGGAGCAGCGGUCAGUUCACUACCCACUCGUACAGCACCAGUGCCUGUUAGCAUCACUGCUCCACGCUGCUAUGACCUUCAGUCUGCGUGUGAAGCCACUCAGCCUGUUCGACAGCAAGGGAAAGAAUGCUUUCUUUAGAGACCUGACCUCCAUCCAGCUUCUGCCCAGUGGGGACACAGACCCUAACCUGGUGUCUAUGAGACAAGAGUUUCUGCUGCAGGUGUUGACAGGUUGGGUAAAGGCAGUGGGUGAGGAUGGGGAGGGCGGCGAGCGUAGGAAGGCAGGCAGUGAGGACUCCUGGCCUGCUCUGUGUUUGGAACUAGCCUCACUGCUCCAGGUCAACCCAGACAUACUGCGCAGACACCUGGUGUGUGAGCUCUACAACCAGGGCCUGGACCUGUAUGCCGAGGAGAGGAUGUUAGAGGUGGAGGAUAAAGAUGUGCUGGGUUCUCAGUUGUUGGUUCUGACUGGGCAGAGACUGUCCUACUCUCUGCUGCACUCUCAGACCCAAACUAAACCCAGCAUGGAGCUGCUCGCAAGACUGCCACCCACUCUCUGCACCUGGCUCAAAGCAAUGGACCCCAGUGAACUGCGCUGUCCUGCAGUCCCCCUCAGCCAGAGCAGUCGGCUGGUCAGUAAAGUCAUAGAGAUCCUCCCCGAAAACCACGCCCAGUACAGCCUCGCCCUGCACCUGCUGGAGGCAGUGGAGUCCCUGCAAGAGGAACCCUGAGAGGGGUGGGAGAG
Chanos chanos (milkfish) is the source of this 4296-nucleotide messenger RNA. RefSeq names its product RAB3 GTPase activating protein subunit 2 (non-catalytic) (gene rab3gap2). Gene Ontology annotation, biological process: regulation of GTPase activity. The coding region runs from base 188 to 4282 and encodes 1364 amino acids. NCBI's taxonomy places the organism in Eukaryota, Metazoa, Chordata, Actinopteri, Gonorynchiformes, Chanidae. The record is from RefSeq and is a predicted model, not a curated record. The transcript is spliced from 35 exons.